Pochonia chlamydosporia 170 is the source of this 1563-nucleotide messenger RNA. RefSeq names its product transposase. Bases 1 to 1563 code for a protein of 520 amino acids. Gene Ontology annotation, cellular component: nucleus. Gene Ontology annotation, molecular function: DNA binding. The record is from RefSeq and is a predicted model, not a curated record. The transcript has a single exon. Lineage: Eukaryota; Fungi; Ascomycota; Sordariomycetes; Hypocreales; Clavicipitaceae.
AUGCCUAGCUAUACGGAAAACGAUCUUCAAAAUGCAAUAUCUGCCGUUACAGGCGGGCAGUCAGUCCGAAAGGCUGCACAGCUCUGGGGAAUUCCAAGGGCAACCCUUCAUGACCGAAUUCAAGGUGCCCAAACGCGAUUAGAUGCAUACGAGCGCUAUCAGCGGCUUUCUCGGAAGGAUGAAGAGAGUCUUGUUCAAUGGGUGCUCAAGCAAGCAUCGUUAAAUGUACCUAUUUCCCAUCAACAGCUACGAAGCUUUGUAAUACACAUCCUAGCUCAAGGCGGCGACCACAAACCUCUUGGAAAGAAUUGGAUGAAAGGCUUCCUACAACGGCAUCCGGAAAUAUCAACAAGGAAAGGCAAGAGAAUGGAUUCCUGCCGCAUCAAUGGAGCUUCUGCUGAUACUAUCAAGGGCUUCUUUUCGCAGCUUCAAUUACCAGUUGUACGGGCAAUUCUACCGCAGAAUUCGUACAAUAUGGACGAGAGCGGCAUUCAGGAGGGCCAGGGCAGCAAUGGUCUCGUGCUUGGAAACUCGCAAAUACGGAUAGUUAUCAGGAAACACCCUGGAUCACGAUCUUGGACCACAAUUAUCGAGUGUAUCUCAGCGGACGGCAGGGUUAUUAGCCCACUUGUGAUAUUUAAGGGAGAAUGCGUGCAACAGCAGUGGUUUCCCGAUAAAUUCGAUAAAUAUCGCAAUUGGCACUUUACAGCAUCACCAAAUGGCUGGACCACUGACAAAAUUGGGCUGCAUUGGCUACGAGAGGUCUUUAUCCCGGAAACAACACCAUCCAAGCCCUCAGAGCCCCGGCUGCUAAUUCUCGAUGGCCACGGAAGUCAUGUUGCCGAUGAUUUUAUGCUAGAAUGCUUCAAAAACAACAUAUAUCUUCUUUUCCUGCCAGAGCAUUCAUCACACGUUUUGCAGCCGCUUGAUGUGGGCGUUUUCUCUGCCGUCAAAGCUAGCUAUCGCACUUCAAUUAUGGACCUUCAAUUAUCGUCACAUUCAACGCCCACGAACAAAAUCAUCUUCCUUGAAUAUUAUUUCAAGGCUCGAGCUGCUGGAAUUACAAAAAGAAACAUCCUUGCAGGUUGGAAGGCUACCGGAAUUUAUCCUCUUAAUAUGAGUAGACCUCUUCUAUCAAAGCUCCUAGUAUCAGCUAAAAUACCUCUGCAGGAAACGCCUCAAAUUGAUACAAAGCAACAGGAAGACCUUCUCAAGACCCCACAACGCGGCAGCGAAAUUCAUCAGCUUUUUCAUGAUAUUAUUGAGCCGCAGCAGCAAGACCCAACAGCCCGGCAGCUAUUUCGAAAGAUUCGGAAGGGAAUUGACAAGAAAAACAUGCAGCUAGUAAAAGCAGAACGCGAGAUUCAGCAAUUGAAGCAUCAGAUAGAGGCUUAUAAACCAAGAAAGAAGCAGAAGGUCGUACAUGAUCCUAAUAAAAAAUUCGUCAACAUCAAGGAUGUUGAAAAGGCCCGGCAGCGCCUUGCAACGCAUCUUGCAAGGCCCCCUGUUGCUAGUGACGCCGAAUUUGAAGCCCUCUGUCACGAGUGGCAGCUUGAUAGCUAG